Molecule: messenger RNA, 1344 nt
Organism: Monopterus albus (swamp eel)
Lineage: Eukaryota; Metazoa; Chordata; Actinopteri; Synbranchiformes; Synbranchidae
Product: carnitine O-acetyltransferase-like
Exons: 5
Coding region: 340-1023 (227 amino acids)
Biological process (GO): carnitine metabolic process, CoA-linked
Cellular component (GO): peroxisome
Molecular function (GO): carnitine O-acetyltransferase activity
Source: RefSeq, a predicted model, not a curated record
GAGUCACGUAGCUGUUUACGGAAACAGUUUUACGUCAACACGUGUGCUUGAGUAUUGUUUCAGGCGCACUUGGUACGUGAAUCUUUGCAUGUUCGCAGUUAGAAGGAUUACAUCGAAAAUCGUCGCCUUUACCUCUCACACAGACGUUUCAAACUAGGAUCUGUCGAGCGAUGAGGAGCCUCGUCUACAUGCGCCGUGGAGAAGUAGUAGGAGAAGGACAGGGCUUCGUUUUGACGAUCUGACCCUGUGGAGUCUGUGCAAAAACUAUCAGAACAUAAACUCAAAGCUGCCCUUUGUAACACAGAUGCAACACGGUGUGGAUUUGUGAGUUAAGGAGACAUGAUUUUGAGGAAAAUUCAACCAGGAACCUGCAGAGCAUGGCUGACUCGGGUUUCCUUGAAGCAGGAGCUGUGUUUCUUCUACUCUGUGCCCCCACAGCCGGUGCCCCCUCUGGCGCAGACCCUGCAGGGCUACCUGAAUGCUCUGGAGCCCCUGCUGCCCUCUGAGGAGCUCAGGCACACCCACAAGAUGGUGCAGGAGUUUGGCAAGCCGGGAGGCCUAGGUGCACAGCUGCAGGAGGGGCUGGAGAAGAGAGCCAGACACACCAAGAACUGGAUCUCAGACUGGUGGGUGCAGUGGGCGUUCUUGGAGAGCAGACUGCCGCUGCCUGUGCACUCAAGCCCGGCCAUCUCUCUUCCCAGGAGAGAUUAUAACGACUGGAGGAGCCAGCUGGUGUUUGCAUCCAAACUGAUCACAGCAGUUCUGGACUUCAAGGCCAAAAUCAACACCGGCCAGCUACCAGUCGAGUACAUGCGAGGGAAGCCUCUGUGCAUGGAGCUGUACCCGCUCCUCUUCUCCUCCUGCAGGAUCCCCGGUCCCAAACACGACCUCAUCGCCCCCUAUGGUCACGCCCGACGCUCGCCAACGCACAUUACGGUGGUCAGGAACUACCAGGUAGGAUGUGCCGGCAGAUGUUUCUCUCUUGUUGAUUCAGCAUCAUUUAUCACCUGUUUAGGAUUGUGAAUUACACAACAACAAACAUGAUGGGUCUUGUGCAGUCACACCUACAGUUUUGUUUGUUUGUCACUGAUAUCAUGAGUUCAGAUCAACUAACCUAGUUAAAAUAAUCAUUACUUCCUGUUUUCAAAUAGCAGUGACACAUGGGCCUGUGAUACCAUCCACUGCUCCAUAUCAACCCUGAGAUUCAUUUAUAACUAUUAACAGUUGAUCUGCAGAAUAUUUUCUCUCUAUAUAUAAUGUCAAAUGCUCAUUGCAGCUUUUCCCUGCCCAAAUCUCAUUUUGUCUGAUCAAUAGUCCAAAGAUAUUCAGUUUACAGUGGUAUUA